Messenger RNA from Esox lucius (northern pike), 717 nucleotides. It is a transcript of the gene lyrm4a, whose product is annotated as LYR motif containing 4. Lineage: Eukaryota; Metazoa; Chordata; Actinopteri; Esociformes; Esocidae. Gene Ontology annotation, cellular component: mitochondrion; L-cysteine desulfurase complex. The record is from RefSeq and is marked provisional. Gene Ontology annotation, biological process: iron-sulfur cluster assembly.
AUUCUUGCUCGAUUCACAUCAACCGACAUGGCGUCUUGCAGCAAAACUCAGGUCAUCUUGUUGUACAAAAUGCUUAUAAAAGAGUGUAAAAAAUUACCGUCUUAUAAUUACAGAACGUACGCCCUUCGUAGGGUGAAAGAUGGUUUCAGAGAAAAUCUCCACGAUGACAACCCAAAAUCUCUGGAUAGACUGCUUAAUCAGGCCCGUGAGAGUCUUGCUGUCAUCAAGCGACAGGCGUCCAUUGGCCAGAUGUACUCAGCUCAGAGGACCAUCGUGGAGGAAACUGGGGUGCACAGGGACAUCUGAGUGUGUAGUAAAGUCAUGGGGAUUGUUGUUACAAUAGACACAGUCUUAGAUAUCUUAAGACCAGAUUUUGGUCAGUCAGUCACGUUUAGCUGUUGGCACAGCACUGUAGCACGUCCUAUUGCCAAAGUAACAUAGCACUUAAGCAAGCAAGCAUUUCUUUUACAACACAUUGUAAUCAUUUGUGAUACUCCUUUUUUGCAGUCAUGGCCAUAUCUACAUUAAACGGUAAUCUGUUAAGUUGUGUUUUCUUUGGGAUGAAUGGUUUUAAAAACCUUACUCUUUCAAAUCAUUGUCUGUGGUGUCUAAGCCAGUGAUUCUGAAUUGGUGGCUUGUGACCAGAUUUGAGCUUGGAUGGGGUUUUGAAUGGGGUGUGGGUGUCUUGAGCAAAAUAAAUAAACAUGUCCUCCUGCU